Messenger RNA from Mycena citricolor, 1083 nucleotides. Lineage: Eukaryota; Fungi; Basidiomycota; Agaricomycetes; Agaricales; Mycenaceae. The record is from the annotation of a GenBank genome assembly.
AUGUUAUCGCCUUCGACCACCAGCCACAAUAUCGAAGUCGUUGGCACUGUACUACUGGAUAAGAUAGCAAACGAUCUUUUGCUGGGUCCCGGGGAGAUCGAACAACUUAGGUUCUUGUUGGCAGCAUUGGGAGACGGGCUUUCACUCCCAGAUGUUGCGACGCGCGUGUAUAUGCUCGCUGUCCAGUUGGCAGAUGUAUGCGAGCGUCGGCGUUUGCGACAGAGGGAUGAGACUGAGAGGCUGGAUAUCGGCAGUGUCUUCAAUGACUUGAAGAUUCGCUUGGCCGACACAUUCCAUCUCACAGAGGUGCAAAAGGCGAGCUCACACGACGUCCUGAUCAUUGAGCCCAGACGGACUUCCUUCUCAGGGCUGGCGCAAGACCUCAUUGAGAAGUUCGAGAUAAACAGGGAUACGGAAGCCUUCGUCAAUCUCAGGAAUGUCUUCAUCGCACCGAGCCGAAUCAAAGUCUUGAACAAGGAAGCUCGGUCUGUUGCCUCGAGCGUGCGAAACAGUUUUCGCAAUGAUAUUGUGAUGAGCAUCAAACCGAAAAUCUUCUGCGACCUCGCCGAUUUUGUGAAGAAGUGUGUGCGGAAGUACAAGAAUACGACACUCACAACUCUUAACGUGGAUCCAUACACUGUCCAACUGGCACUUCUGCGCCGCUUUGUCUAUGACCAUCCAGAGAUUGUGAACGCUGCUGUGGACUCUGACGACAUAGAGAACGAAGACCCGAGCACCAGCGAAGAGCGUCCAGCGAAACGAGCACGUGCGGGACGCACAGCCAAAGGAGAGGACUUUUGGGGACGUGUGGAAGAGUGGUUCAAGAAAGAGAUGGCAGUCCGCGGGUCGAAUUGGACCUCUGCUUCAUGGAAAAGAUACAUUGACCAAGUGAUUGUGGACGACAGAGUGAAGUUUGUUGGUGUCAAGCCCGGAUCUCCCGUCAUCCGUGAGCUCCCAGAGACCCCCAUUCGUCCAAUGUGGGGUGAAGGUCUAAGUUCGGCCGGCGCGCGGUCAACGGAGUCGACGCCAGGCCCCUCUGUUCCCGAAAGUGACCCGUUCUGGUCAGCAAUGUGUGCAGCGUAG